GCGAGGCGGCCGCAGGAGCGCAGAGCUGCAGGAAGGGAAGACUGAAAUGAGCGCCAAAGCCAACGUCGAGGCUCCGCCGCCCUCUUCGCCCGACCGUGCCCCCGCGACCUCGCCUUCCUCUUCGCCUGCCGAGGCCAUGGCCAACGAGGCUCGGACUCAGCCGGCCGCCACCACGGCCCUGCUCCUACCUGCGCCGCCUCCAGGCCAUCAAAAAGUGGAGCUGACCACACCCACCGUGGUGGCAACAGACCUGAAUAGAGGAGGCAGGGCCAGCGAGGCGGCCACGCCCACUUUGUCAGCACAGGUGGGUGGGGCUUGCAGCAUCGUUCACGUGCUGGAAUGGAAGGAGGGCGUGGCCAUCUUGCCCGGAAGCAACCUGAAGUUCUGUGUGAGCGAAGUGGGCGCAUUGAGCACGCUGAUCACUCCGGGGACCCCCAGCAUGGCCAGUGAAGCUCCAGCAGGGACCUCCAGUCCGUGCAGCAAAGCAGACAAGUCCACCGUGGACCAGCCUGGUGCUGCUCCAGCGGGCUCGGUGAGAAGUGCGGAGGCCGAGAAGCCACCUGAGGUCCAGGCGGAGCUCCAGCACAAGAAGAGCUUUUACAGCGAGGAGCUUCACAGGGAGAGGAGCGUGGGCGUGGAGAAGGUCCCGGCGGGAGGGAGGGUCUCCUUGAACCUUGAGCAGAUGAAGCCCAUGAGGAAGAGGAAGAGGAAGGAGUACAUGAGUCCUUCUGAUGAAGACUCCGACAUGGAGGAUGACAAAAUGGAAGAUUCCAGAGCAGACAGCAGACACAUCAGAGCAGUUGGAGACAUGAAGGCAGAGCAGUGGACCUGGACACAAUAUCUCCAAGAAACCAAGUCCAUCGCCGCUCCAGACCACCUUUUCCACGAGAGCCAGAGAGCUCCUGCAGUGAAGAAGGCCUUCAAGCAGGGCAUGAAGCUGGAGGGCAUCGACCCUCAGCACCCGUCCAUGUACUUUGUUCUCACCGUGGCCGAGGUGUGCGGCCACCGUCUGCGCCUUCACUUCGACGGCUACUCUGACUGCCAUGACUUCUGGGUCAACGCCAACUCGCCCGACGUGCACCCAGUGGGAUGGUGUGAGCGCACGGGCCACAAACUGCACACGCCCAAAGGUUGUAAAGAGGAGGAGUUUACCUGGGCAAACUACCUGAAGAUGACCAAAGCACAAGUGGCUCCUGAAGAACUCUUUGCCAGUCCUGGCAGGACGGACGUGCAGUGCGGCUUCCAGGUGGGCAUGAAACUGGAGGCCGUGGACCGCAUGAACCCUUCGCUCAUCUGCGUGGCCACCGUCACCGACGCCGUAGACCGCCGCUUCCUGGUCCACUUUGACAACUGGGACGACACCUACGACUACUGGUCAGCAAGUCCAAACAAUAUUUCAUGGUGUGAUGCAAGCAGUCCGUACAUUCACCCCAUUGGUUGGUGCCAGGAGAAGAGUCUUCCCCUCACCCCACCUCAAGCAGACUAUCCUGACCAGGCAGACUUCUCCUGGUCGCGCUACCUGACUGAGAUGGGCUCCAAGGCGGUGGCACCCGAGGCUUUCCAAACGCGUCCUGCACACAACUUCCUGCCUCACAUGAAACUGGAGGCUGUGGACAAGAGAAGUCCUGGUCUCAUCAGAGUGGCCACAGUGGAGGAAGUGGAGACUCACCGCAUCAAGAUCCACUAUGACGGCUGGAGUCACGUGUAUGACGAGUGGAUGGACUCGGACCACCCCGACAUCCACCCGGCAGGCUGGUGCGAGGCCACCGCUCACCCCCUCAAGGCCCCCCCGCACGAUGCCAAAACACAUCAGACCCACGAUGUGGCCAUGAUGGCUGUCCAGUCCGCCUACCCUGCACCAGUUCCCUGCAAGGUCGUCAGUCACAGCAGGAGCAGCAAGUACAGUUUCCACAACAGGAAGUGUCCGACUCCCGGCUGCGACGGCUCGGGUCACGCGACGGGGCGCUUCACGGCCCACCACUGCGUGUCGGGCUGCCCGCUGGCCGAGCGCAACCAGAGCAGGCUGAAAGCCGAGCUGUCGGACUCGGAGAGCAAGAGGAGCUUCUUCUUUGCGCAGAAGAACAAGAAGACCUCACAUUUCCGUGGCAGGAUCGGUCGCCCCCCCAAAUACAGAAAGAACCAGCAGAGAGACUUUCUCAACAUGUCCUACACGUCAUCAGUGAGUGGUCCAUCAGAGCGUGCAGUCUCUCUGUGCUGGGAGCAACACUGCAAACUACUUCCUGGAGUGGAGGGCAUUGUAGCCAAUCAGGUGGCAGCGUGGAGCGUGGAGGAGGUCUUCACUUUCGUGCAGAAUCUAAUCGGCUGUGAGGACCAGGCUCGUCUCUUCAAAGAAGAGAUGAUUGACGGCGAGGCCUUCCUGCUGCUAACGCAGACGGACAUCGUGAAGAUCAUGAGCAUCAAGCUAGGCCCCGCCCUCAAGAUCUCCAACGCCAUCCUCAUGUUCAAGAGCGCAGACGAAGCUCCCAAAUGAAGGUUCCUGUGCCUAACCGUACUUCCUGUUCCUCGCCAAGAGAGGGCCACGGACAAAAGUAUCGGGACGCCUUCUAAAACACCCGUGUGGGACGCCAUGUCAGAAAAGGGUUUGAUAAUACAUGCAGCUUGGAGACAAUGUUUUUGUAAAAGUCCAACAAAUACUUCCAAAAAAAAAUUGGAGAAUUGCAAAAAAAGAAAACAAGACUUAGUGCAGUAGAUUUAGUGUUUAGUGCAAUAAUUCAUUCUAAUGCCUUUCAACAAAUAUGUGGAAACACUAGCAGAGCAUUUUGUGCCAAAAUUUAAUGUACAGAAAAUGAAAUAAUGCUCAUCUAUUUAUGAUCCCGUUAGCAUACAAUUGUGAAGACUAAUCUUAAACAAAUAGCUAUUAUCCUGUAAUGAGCUAUGUCACGACAUCAUUCCAUUGGAAGUUUUCUAAUCAAACAAUGAGGUUUACAAGAAUUAUUCAACAUCAUCUCACACAAUUUAUUGGACAAUUGUUAUGCGUUUAAAUUGAUUAAUUAGUCUUUGAAUAAUCUAUUUUGGUUAUUACAAUUGAAUAUAUUUUUUCGUUUUUUUAUUUUUUAUUUAUUUUUGUAAUUCUGAAAGGUUUAAAUUGAUCAGAAAACAGUUAGGUUUAAUAUAAAUAUUUAAGAUUAUAUUUCACAAUUUAUUGGACAAUUUUUAUGCAUUUAAAUUGAUUAAUUAGUCUUUAAAUAAUCUAUUUUGGUUAUUAUAAUUUAAAAUAUAUUUUUUCCAUUUUUAUUUUAAUAAUUUAUUUGGGUGAUUCUGAAAUGUUUAGAAAACAAGUUUAAUAUAAAUAUUUAAGAUUAUCUUUCACAAUUUAUUGGACAAUUGUUAUGCGUUUAAAUGGAUUCAUUAGUCUUUGAAUAAUCUAUUUUGGUUAUUAUAAUUUUUAAAAAUUGUUUUCAUUUUUAUUUUAAUAAUUUAUUUGGGUAAUUCUAAAAUAUUUAAAUUGUUUAGAAAACAAGUUAGGUUUAAUAUAAAAAUUUAAGAUGAUAUUUCACAAUUUAAAAAAAAAAGAUCCUUUACUUCAAAUAAUUAAACCAAUAAUUAGGUUUAAUAUAAAUAUUUAAGAUUAUACUUCACAAUUUAAUGGACAGUUUAACCAAUGAUUUUUUUGUUCAAUAGAUUUUUUAGUUUAUAAUCUAUUCUGGUUAUUUUUUAUAUGUUUAAAUUAAUCCGAAAACAGUAAAAUUCAAAAUAAAUAUUUGAGAUUAUUUUUCACAAUUAAAAAAAACAAAACUAAAUUAUUUCAAAUGUAAAUAUGUUUACAUUGGUCCUAAAAUAAUUAGGUCCAAUAAAAAUAUUUAAGAGGAUAUUUCACAAUUGAAAAAAAAACAAAUUAUUUCAAAUGUAAAUAUCCAUCCAUCCAUCCCAUCCAUUUUCUAUGUUGGUCAUAACAUAAUUAGGUUCAAUAUAAAUGUUUAAGAUUAUACUUCACAAUUUAAAGGCCUACUGAACCCCACUACUACCGACCACACAGUCUGAUAGUUUAUAUAUCAAUGAUGAAAUCUUAACAUUGCAACACAUGCCAAUACGGCCGGGUUAACUUAUAAAGUGCAAUUUUAAAUUUCCCGCUAAACUUCCGGUUGAAAACGUCUUUGGAUGAUGACGUAUGCGCGUGACGUAACCAGUGAAACGCAAGUAUCGGUACACCAUUGAAUACAAUACAAAAUAGCUCUGUUUUCAUCUCAUAAUUCCACAGUAUUCUGGACGUCUGUGUUGGUGAAUCUUUUGCAAUUUGUUUAAUGAACAAUGAAGACUGCAAAGAAGAAAGUUGUAGGUGGGAUCGGUGUAUUAGCGGCGGACUACAGCAACACAACCAGGAAGACUUUGACUCGGAUAUCAGACGCGCUAGCCGACGCUUGCCACCGACCGCACGGAUGAUCGUGGUGAAGUCUUUCGUCCUUCCGUCGAUCGCUGGAACGCAGGUGAGCACGGGUGUUGAUGAGCAGAUGAGAGCUGGCUGGCGUAGGUGGAGCGCUAAUGUUUUUAUCAUAGCUCUGUGAGGUCCCGUUGCUAAGUUAGCUUCAAUGGCGUCGUUCGCAACAGCAUUUUUAAGCUUCGCCAAGCUGGAAAGCCUUAACCGUGUAUUUACAUGUUCAUGGUUUAAUAGUAUUGUUGAUUUCCUGUCUAUCCUUCCAGUCAGGGGUUUAUGUAUUUUGUUUCUAUCUGCAUUUGAGCCCGAUGCUAUCACGUUAGCUCCGUAGCUAAGUUAGCUUCAAUGGCGUCGUUAGCAACAGCAUUUUUAAGCUUCGCCAAGCUGGAAAUUAUUAACCGUGUAUUUACAUGUCCACGGUUUAAUAGUAUUGUUGAUCUUCUGUCUAUCCUUCCAGUCAGUGGUUUAUUUAUUUUGUUUCUAUCUGCAUUUGAGCCUGAUGCUAUCACGUUAGCUCAGUAGCUAAAGAGCUUCGUCGAUAAAUUGUCGUGGAGAUAAAAGUCACUGUGAAUGUCCAUUUCGCGUUCUCGACUCUCAUUUUCAAGAGGAUAUAGUAUCCGAGGUGGUUUAAAAUACAAAUACGUGAUCCACAAUAGAAAAAGGAGAGAGUGUGGAAUCCAAUGAGCCAGCUUGUACCUAAGUUACGGUCAGAGCGAAAAAAGAUAUGUCUUGCACUGCAUUCUAGUCCUUCACUCUAAUGUUCCUCAUCCACGAAUCUUUCAUCCUCUCUCAAAUUAAUGGGGUAAUCGUCGCUUUCUCGGUCCGAAUCUCUCUCGCUGCUGGUGUAAACAAUAGGAAAAUAUGAGCAGUCCUUCCUCCGGUGUCGUCACGCUACUUCCGGUAGGGGCAAGGCUUUUUUUUUAUCAGAGACCAAAAGUUGAGAACUUUAUCGUCGUCGUUCUAUACUAAAUCCUUUCAGCAAAAAUAUGGCAAUAUCGCGAAAUGAUCAAGUAUGACACAUAGAAUGGAUCUGCUAUCCCCGUUUAAAUUUAAAAAAUUCAUUUCAGUAGGCCUUUAAAGGGAAACUUGACCAAUGAUUUCACUUUUGAAUAUGAUUACAUUGGUCAUGAAAUAAAUCUGUUCAACAUAAAUAUUUUAAGAUUAUAUUUCACAAUUUAAUAAAUUAUUAGGCAAUUGUUCACAUCGAAAAUCAUACAUUUGUGUUAUUGUGUAUUUUUCUGAAUGAUUCCACACUCCAGACUAAUUAACAGCGUUUCUUCAUUUGAACUUUGUUGGUCCUGCAGCACUUUUUGUACGCAACACGCUGAUUUGUGGACACGCACAACAACUACAAUGACAACAACAACUACUACAAUAGAACAACAAUGACAAUGAGCACAAUUGUGACAAUGACAGCAACAACGACAAUAAAAAUAACAAUGACACUGAGAACAAUAACAACAAUGAUAAUGAGAAGAAUGACAAUGAGAAUUAUAACAACAAUGACAAUAAGAACAAUGAGAAUGAGAAGAAUGACAAUGAUGACACAGAACAAUGAUAAUGAGAAGAAUGACAACAAUAACAUUGACACUGUGAACAAUAAUAACAAUGACAAUGAGAAGAAUGACAACAAUAACAAUGACACUGAGAAUAAGAAUAACAAUGACAAUGAGAAGAAUGACGACAAUAACAAUGACAAUGAGAAGAAUGACAAAUAUAACAAUGAGAAAAAUGAUGACAAUGAGAAGAAUUACAACAAUGUGAAGAAUGACAAUGACACUGAGAAAAACAACAAUGAGAAGAAUGACAAAUAUAACAACAAUGAGAAUGAGAAGAAUGACAAUGACACAGAACUAUGAUGACAAUGAGAAGAAUGACAAUGACACAGAACUAUGAUGACAAUGAGAAGAAUGACAACAAUGACAAUGAGAAGAAUGACGACAAUAACAAUGACACUAAGAACAAUAAUAACAAUGACAAUGAGAAUGAUGACAAUGACACUGAGAAGAAGACUGACAAUGAGAAGAAUGACAAAUAUAUCAAAAAUGACAAUGAGAAGAAUGACAAUGACACUGAGAACAACAACAACAAUGAGAAGAAUGACAAAUAUAACAACAAUGACUUAAUUCCUGGAGCACAAGUGUGAAGUCCAACAUGGAGAAUGUGAAGUGACUAAAAAGUAUUUGUGUGUUUUACAAGACUUUGUUGUGUUCUGUUUUUUACACCUUAUGUCACUGUGUGUGUGUGUGUGUGUGUGUGUGUGUGUGUGUGUGUGUGUGUGUGUGUGUGUGUGUGUGUGUGUGUGUGUGUGUGUGUGUGUGUGUGUGUGUGUGUGUGUGUGUGUGUGUGUGUGUGUGUGUGUGUGUGUGUGUGUGUGUGUGUGUGUGUGUGUGUGUGUGUGUGUGUGUGUGUGAGAGAGAGAGAGAUAAGAUAAUGGUGAAUCAUUGCAAUAAACAUC
Molecule: messenger RNA, 6851 nt
Organism: Entelurus aequoreus (snake pipefish)
Lineage: Eukaryota; Metazoa; Chordata; Actinopteri; Syngnathiformes; Syngnathidae
Gene: l3mbtl1
Product: L3MBTL histone methyl-lysine binding protein 1
Exons: 22
Coding region: 47-2491 (814 amino acids)
Biological process (GO): regulation of DNA-templated transcription
Cellular component (GO): nucleus
Molecular function (GO): protein binding; zinc ion binding
Source: RefSeq, a predicted model, not a curated record